Branchiostoma floridae (Florida lancelet) is the source of this 1745-nucleotide messenger RNA. Its product is annotated as von Willebrand factor A domain-containing protein 7-like. The record is from RefSeq and is a predicted model, not a curated record. NCBI's taxonomy places the organism in Eukaryota, Metazoa, Chordata, Leptocardii, Amphioxiformes, Branchiostomatidae. Bases 114 to 1745 code for a protein of 543 amino acids. The transcript is spliced from 10 exons.
UUACCUGUAUGUAAUGUUGACAGUUUUCCUCACCGUUGCCAGGUUACGGUCUGCUGUCCGAGAUUGGGUCUGACAAGUUCCGAGAACUGCUGAACCUCGGCUCGGGGAACUCCAUGGUGUUCGUGAUAGACGUGUCUGGCAGCAUGGGGAAUGACGUGGCAGCAGUGAGCCGGGAAACUGUGCAGAUAGUCCAGAGCACCACAGGAACGGCCAACGCACCCUACAACUACAUUCUGUCUACUUUCAGCGAUCCAGAGAUUGGACCAGUCCGCACAACCAGAGACCCAAACGAGAUGAUCACGUGGCUCGAGGCGCUAACAGUGCACGGCGGAGGAGACUGUCCCGAGUACUGCUUCUCUGGAAUAGAACUGGCCCUUCGCAACUGCCUGCCGGAGUCUCAGGUCUUUAUUUUCACUGACGCUGAUCCGAAAGAUCCAGAGAAGUACGGCAGCGUGGCAGCAUUGAUGCACGGGAAGCAGGCUGUCCUCAACUUCCUGUUGACAGGAUCGUGUAACCGUCGCAGCUCACAAAGUGGACAGGAACUAGGCUACUUCAAAGCUACCUCUCACAGUGUCAACAGACAAAGCAGCGGCAGGAACUUGUACGACCUACUCGCGCAGGAAUCCGGCGGAUCGGUCUACGAAGGCGACAAAGAGAACAUCGCGAACCUGACGGGCGUGAUCAGUGUGGCGCUGUCCAACUCCGCCCCCGUCACCCUCUACAAGGAAACAGUGUCGGCGGGCAGUGGAAGGGUUCUGCCGCUAGAAGUGGACGGCGCUCUCCUGGAGCUGGUCAUCUCCUUAGUGGCUGCAAACAGCGCACCAGACGUGGUUAUAGAGACGCCCGACGGUACGUCACAGGUAUUUGGAACACCAGAUGCCGAAAUUGCUGUGAACGUAGGAACCAACAGAGUGUAUCAGAUCAAGAACCCAUCUCCUGGCACUUGGCGAUUACGACUAAGAGAUUCGCAGCAAUACGCAUUGGAGGUUACAGGAAAGAGCAUUGUGGACUUCUCUUACCAGUUCAUGAAGACAACAAGUAACGGGAUCCUACUGCCGAUAGACGGGAGACCUGUGGCAGGGGUAAAUACAACGAUCAUCGUUGACGUUCUUGGGGCAGAGAAUAUCCAGCAGUUGUCCAAAAUGUCCCUCCUGAACGCGGCAGGUGAGGAGCUGGUGUCGUCUGCAAUGACCGCCGUUGGUGGACUUCUUGGUGCCAAGUAUUCUGCUUUAGUUACCAUGCCAACCGAGGAAUUUCGGGUCAAGAUCGAAGGCAUGGAUGUCAACAGCACUUCAUUUCAGCGUGUUCAGCCCACUUUCAUCCAACCGCAAAGUUUCGAUUUGGCUCUGGAGGGUGAAAAAGAACCACUCUAUGCGGGAGCCACAGCAGACGUGCAUUUUCUGCUCGUGAACCACGGAAGCAGGGGGACGUUUACCUUCACAGCGACAGACGACGCUUCCAUGGUGCAGUCUGUGUCACCGACAUCGGUCACGUUACAGCCUAACGCCAACACGACAGGGUACAUCAGCUUUGCAGCUCCUAGCGCAGCGACAGUCGGUACAACAAGCACUGCAACGCUAACUGUGUCCGGACCCGGGGGUUCGUCCAACUCGCUGGUAGUCAGAAUCACCGUAGAACCUCAAAUUGUGGUGACUGUGGACGACGUCUCACCGACGUGUACAAUAGUGGCGGCAACUGGCAACUGCACCCUGGAACAACAGCACCCCUCUGCCUUGAUAACAUGA